UGGGAGGGCUGCAUUGAAUUGCUCUGUUCCUUGCAGCAUAUGGUUCUGAGACAUCAGUAGCUGUUGUCAUUUUACAGCCGUGUGCAUCUGUGUGCAAGAAAAGAACAAUCUUUAGUGUGUAUCUCACAUUGGAUUUCUAGCACUGGACGCUGAUUGCAAGGAGCCAGUGUCAUUGGUGUUUUUUUUUAAUUUCAGAAUAAAAUUCUGUGAAGGUGCAGAUAGUGAUAAUUUUUGUGAGGUGGUGAUAAUAUUUUAAACAAUGUGGUUGGCAUGGUAUUCAGUGGUGCUACUUGGGUGUUUAAAUUCAUUGAGUGCAUUUGUCACUGGUUCUGUGCACUACCGGUAUCAUCGUAGAAACUGCUAUACAUGCUUUCUGGGACAUAGUGGCUAUUUGGUGAGUCGAACCUCAGAUCAGCAGGCAGAUGUUGAUGAGUGCCAGGUACACAAUGGAGGAUGUCAGCAGAGGUGCAUUAAUACUCAGAGGUCCUACUAUUGUGAGUGCAACCCAGGUUUCCGUCUACAUACAGAUGGCAGGACAUGCAUUGCUUUGAAGUCUUGUGCAAUAAGCAAUGGUGGUUGCCAGCACGAUUGUGUACAGCUCACUUUGGCACACUACCAGUGCAGAUGCCGGCAGAACUACCAGUUGAAAGAGGAUGGCAAGCACUGUGAAUUGAAGGACCUGUGUACUGUUAAUAAUGGUGGCUGUAUGCACAAGUGUCGUAGUCAUCAAGGAACUGUCCACUGUGAAUGUCACCCAGGAUAUCAAGUUGCAUAUGACAACAAAACCUGUGAAGAUAUAGAUGAGUGUGGAUCUGGUCUGGCAGUGUGUUCCCAUGGAUGUCUCAACACUCGAGGAUCCUUCAUCUGCACCUGUAACCCAGGAUAUGAAUUGGGAGCUGAUGGAAGACAGUGUUACAGGAUAGAAAUGGAAAUUGUGAAUAGCUGUGAGUCGAAAAAUGGAGGCUGCUCACACCUUUGCCAGCACACUAGUGGUGGACCUGUGUGUGGCUGUAACCCAGGAUAUCACCUGGAUGUAGAUGAGAAAACAUGCAUAGAUGUUGAUGAAUGCAUUACUGGGGAAUCAUGCUGUGUGCAGGACUGUACCAACAGUCCUGGAGGGUAUGAGUGUGCUUGCUUUGCGGGAUACAGGAGGAGUCUGGAUGGUUGUGGGUGUGAUGAUGUAGAUGAGUGUUCAAGUGACAAUGGUGGCUGCAGUGACACCUGUGUCAACCUCCUAGGCUCAUUCUACUGUGCUUGUGAAACUGGAGAGAAACUCAGUGAUGAUCAGAGAACCUGUAUCCCACUGGAUGAUGGUGUUGAGAUUGUCACUGGUCGUCAACCUGUAAUUCGCCCUAUCCCACAGAUCACUCUGCUGCAGGAUGCACAAGCUCUUACCCAGAGCAUCUAUGAAGACUAUUAUGAUGAAGAAGCUGAAGCCAGAGGAGAACAUACUGUUGUGGAGAAAUUUAUUUGUCUAGAUAACACCUUUGGUCAUGACUGCAGCCUGAAAUGUGAAGAUUGCAUUAAUGGAGGCGUGUGCAAUGCCCAGGGGGAUGGCUGUGAUUGUCCAGAUGGCUGGACUGGAAUUCGCUGUAAUCAAACCUGUCCUGAGGGGACAUUUGGCAGAAACUGCAGUUUCCAAUGCAAGUGCAAGAAUGGUGGAGCCUGCAAUCCAUUUUCGGGGAAAUGCCGUUGCCCUCCUGGAGUCAGUGGGGAAAUGUGUGAAUAUGGUUGCCCAAAAGGCUUUUAUGGGAAGCAGUGCAAUAAAAAAUGCAACUGUGCAAAUAAUGGGAGAUGCCACAGAACCUAUGGUGCCUGCAUGUGUGACCCAGGCUUGUAUGGACGCUUCUGCCAUUUGCCGUGUCCUAAGUGGACGUACGGGCCAGGCUGUUCAAAUGAAUGUAGCUGUAUACAGCAAAAUACACAGGAGUGCAACAAAAGAGAUGGUACCUGCAUAUGCAAGCCUGGUUACCAGGGUAACGACUGCCAGAAAGAGUGUGACAGAGGCUACUAUGGCAUUAACUGCAAGAGCAAGUGCAACUGCCUGUCUGGUUUGUCAUGUGAUAGUGUCAGUGGCGCAUGCACGAGACAGUGCCCAGAGGGCUACCAUGGGGACAACUGUGAAAGAGAAUGCCCUAAGGGCAAGUAUGGAGUCAACUGUUUCCUGUCAUGUUCCUGUGAUGGAGCACCUUGUGACAAGGUUACAGGAAGAUGCAUUUGUCCUCCUGGGAAAAUUGGACCUACAUGUGAGAAAGAUUGCUCAGAAGGUUACUGGGGAGUGAACUGCCAGGAGCACUGUCUCCAGUGUGAGAAUGGUGGAGUGUGUGAUAAAACCACUGGGUCAUGCUCGUGUGCUCCAGGAUUUACUGGAGAACGGUGUCAGAACUCAUGUCUUGCUGGCUGGUAUGGGAUGGAUUGCCAAAUGAAGUGUGCAUGUGGUAAUGAUGAAAGUAGCUGCAAUCCUGUUACAGGUCAUUGUAUCUGUGCUUCUGGUUGGACUGGACACAACUGUGCAAGAGCUUGUAACAUGGGUCGUUGGGGUCCUGACUGUGCGUAUACCUGUAACUGUGAUAUCGGCUCAGGAAGUUGCAGUCCCACCACAGGCCAGUGCAUUUGUGAAACAGGGUACACUGGGCAGCAGUGUGACCAGAAAUGCCCUCAGGGUUGGUAUGGAAUAGAGUGUAGGCACCACUGCCAGUGUGAGAAUGAAGCUGCCUGUGAUCAUGUCAGUGGAGCAUGUACCUGCACAGAUGGCUGGACAGGAACUUUCUGUCAACGACCUUGUCCACAUGGAUUCUAUGGAAUGGAAUGCCGCCAAACCUGUAACUGUAUGAAUGGAGCUAGUUGUGAUCAUGUAACAGGGACCUGUAAAUGCCAACCUGGCUGGAUUGGUGUCAGUUGUAAUCAGUCUUGCCCAGAAAACACCUAUGGAGAAGCUUGCAGUCAGAUGUGUAACUGCCGUAAUGGUGCCACUUGUGACCAUGUCAACGGACAAUGCAAUUGCCUCCCUGGAUGGACUGGCAAUAUCUGCCAGGAAGCAUGUCCAAUUGGUUUAUUUGGGAAACAUUGUGUUCAGCCCUGUCUCUGUAGAAAUGGUGGGAUAUGCGAUCAUGUAACAGGCUACUGCACAUGCCCUGAAGGAUGGACUGGACUUGCAUGUGAACUGGAAUGUAGUCAGGGGAAGUAUGGCAUCAACUGCCAGGAGAUCUGUGACUGCCAGAAUGGAGGACUUUGUGACCGCCAAAGUGGAAGGUGUAUAUGUCUUGCUGGAUGGACCGGUGACAAAUGUCAGAUGUCCUGUCCCGUUGGUUGGUAUGGAGAGGAGUGUGAAGAAAAAUGUAACUGUGAACAUGGAGCCAAAUGUCACCAUAUCACUGGAACCUGCCGGUGUCCAAGUGGAUGGAGAGGUCGCCACUGUGAGAAAGUUUGCUUACCUGGUUCCCAUGGUAAGAACUGUGCUAAUCGAUGCAACUGUCAUCAUGGAACCCCAUGUAAUCACAUUACAGGAGAAUGUGGGUGCCCACCUGGCUUUACUGGCAAUGGAUGUGAGCAGAUCUGUCUCCCAGGAACAUAUGGAGAAAACUGUAAUCAGGUCUGUCAAUGUCCAGGAGUAAAUCAGCACUGUAAUCCAGUUACUGGUGAAUGUGUUUGUGCACCUGGUUACUAUGGAAAUAACUGCCUACUUGAAUGCCCAGAAGGACGUUAUGGUCCUGACUGCAAGAAGAUAUGCAAAUGUAUUAAUGGUGGUCACUGUGAGAGUGUGACAGGAACUUGUGAAUGUCCACUUGGCUACGUUGGAGCUGACUGCAACACCACAUGCCCUCUGGGUACCUAUGGAAAAGGCUGCUCCCAGUUCUGUUCCUGUGGAGAAGGGGCAAAAUGUGACCAUGUAACAGGAGCCUGCUUUUGUCCAGCAGGAAGGGUGGGAACUCACUGUGAGCAUGUUUGCAGGAGGGACAGAUAUGGAGCUGGCUGUAAGCUACUUUGUUCAUGUAAGAAUGGAGGUGUUUGUAACCCUGUUGAUGGCUCUUGUUCAUGUGGUCUGGGGUGGACAGGCCCUAAUUGUGAGCACGAAUGCCCACAGGGAAUGUAUGGUGCCAACUGCCAGCAUGAUUGUGCCUGUGAAAAUAAUGGAAGUUGUGAUCGAGUAACAGGAUGCUGUCACUGCAUGAGAGGUUACUAUGGUCACAGCUGCGAACAUGAAUGUCCUCCUGGAUUCCAUGGUCUUUACUGUAAAGAACAUUGUAACUGUCAGAAUGGAGCAGCAUGUGACCCAGUAAAUGGCCAGUGCCUUUGCCCUGAUGGCUAUCAUGGAAAGUACUGUGAAAAAGAAUGUGAAAAAGGGCUGUAUGGAAAGCAUUGUUUGCAGUUCUGCAAUUGUGAAGGGAAUGCCUCUUGUGACCCAAAGACUGGAAAAUGUCUUUGUCCUCCAGGGAAGAUGGGGGAAAAGUGUGACAUUGACUGUGGAGUGAAUCGAUAUGGGCCUGAUUGCCUACUCACUUGUGGCUGCACUGGUAACUCAUACUGUAACCCUCUGAAUGGGCGAUGCACUUGCCUUAAUAGCUGGAUAGGACCUACCUGUCAAGAAGGUGGGCCACCCAGUCUUCCACAAGAGAGAGAGCCUGGACUGUCAAACAGAGGAGUAUAACCAUCUAUUGUAAUGAAUGCUGUGAAUAAUUCACAUUACUGCAGUUUGGACAGAAGUAAACUAUGCCAUUUUCUUGAACUGAGGGGAAUCAAGGUUUACAUCCUUAAAACGUUUAAAUGCUGUCUGAAGAACUGUGACAUAAACUCAUUGACAAUCUUGAGUACUAUUGAAUCAUGAUCUAUACAUUUUGAAAGUUUGACAGCAAGUGUGAUGCUUCUACCUGCCCUUUUCAGAGGGGAUGUAAACUGUAACUACUUGGUUUUGUGAAUUUUGUCAUUGAAGGCAAAGCUUUGCUUGCUAUGCUUUCCUUCUCAGAACAGUAACUGCAGAGAAACUUUAAAACUCAUUUUAGCCAACUGUGCAAAGUUGAAGAUGGAGAUGAACUAGAUCAGAAAGAUCAAAUCUGUGGUCAUCUACUUGAAUGAUUAAAAUGACAUGACCUUCACCCCGGUCACCUGUACAGCCUAACUUUUCUUAACAGCUUUUAAGCAACUUACAUUUAGAGGAACAGAAUUGCCAGGCUGGCAUGAUAAAUGAAAUUGGUGUGAUGCUUUUCCAGGAAAAUGAAAAUAGAGUCUGCUAUUUAACAGACAUACUGUAAAGUGUUCUGCUUUUCAUAACGUUUUGAUUUUUAUUCACUGGACAGUUAAGAAAAUUUAAAUGCAAGGCUGCAUUCACAUAACACAACUAUGGUAUGUUGGUAAAGGAGAAAGGCUGACUGUUAGACAUAGCAUCCUUGUCAGAAAUAUAUACAAAUCCAAUGACAUUCACCUUUGGGGUGGGGGGUGUGCUCUCAUUUUAAAGAAGACAACCAAAAUAGAAAAAUAUUACUGCUACCUAGUGAGACUGGCCUAAUUUGUUGACUUUGGUGUAAGUCAUCAGUUUUUUUCAAGGAGCAUUUUGGGUUUUAGUAUGGAAAUAUUUGAGGAGGUUUAAGGACAGUCAUGUUAUUACUUUAUUUUUAACAAGCUGAUGUCUUGGAUACUUUAUAGCCAACAAGCAGAAGUGAUUAAAGGUUUAGUGAUAUACAGUUUUCUUAAGCCAUAUUCUACCCAUUAUUAAUAGCUUAGUAAUUCUGAAAUCCUGCUGAUAGGCAGGUGCUGUCCCACUUAUUUGUAGUGCUAUGUAUAUUCAGUCCUGUAAUAAGUACAGUUUAAGAAUGUGACAUCUCAUAGGUUUUGGAUAAAUACCACUUCUUUUUGGGGUCCUGUUUAAAA
Molecule: messenger RNA, 5865 nt
Organism: Protopterus annectens (West African lungfish)
Lineage: Eukaryota; Metazoa; Chordata; Ceratodontiformes; Protopteridae
Gene: MEGF6
Product: multiple EGF like domains 6
Exons: 34
Coding region: 260-4648 (1462 amino acids)
Molecular function (GO): calcium ion binding; scavenger receptor activity
Source: RefSeq, a predicted model, not a curated record